Anopheles darlingi is the source of this 1371-nucleotide messenger RNA. Its product is annotated as secretion-regulating guanine nucleotide exchange factor. The record is from RefSeq and is a predicted model, not a curated record. The coding region runs from base 180 to 1223 and encodes 347 amino acids. Gene Ontology annotation, cellular component: cytoplasm. Lineage: Eukaryota; Metazoa; Arthropoda; Insecta; Diptera; Culicidae. Gene Ontology annotation, molecular function: guanyl-nucleotide exchange factor activity. The transcript is spliced from 3 exons.
UCCGAGAAAAAAUCGAACGACGAAUCGAGCAUUAUAAACAGAUCUCGAUUCUUGUUUUGCUAUUUUUCUUCGUUGUGGGGGGAAAGUGGGAAAUCCUUAACAUUUUCGGCACUUUCGGCACUUUCGGCAAUGCUUGGGAUUACUACACCUGCACCUUGUUUCAAAUUAUCCGCGUGUUAAUGUUUGCUUGGGGUGCCAAUAGUCACGGUCAACUUGGACUGGGCUAUUCAUCGGAGCAGCAAACGCCACAAUUCGUGGCCGAUGUGCCUUUCAGAGAGAUUCGCGACUUGCGUUGCUUUGCCGCCGGUGGUGGACACACCUUGUUGGGGCUAAGCGAUGGGCGAUUGUAUGGCUGCGGCUGGAAUAAUCGGGGCCAGCUUGGAAUGGAGCACACACAGGAUGUCACACGAUUCGGCCGGAUUGGAGAGUAUGAGUUUGUUAGUCUUGCUGCUGGCUGGGAUGUAUCGGCAGGAAUAAACGGACAAGGCGAGCUGUUCGUAUGGGGCUCUAAUGUAUGGCAGCAGAUUGCGGAGCCAAAGGUCAAAUUGGUAAUACAGCCACAGAAAUUGACUCUACCCUGCAAAGGUCUUGUGCAAAAGGUUGUCUUCGGUCUCCAGUAUAUGGCAGUUUUGAUGGAAUCCGGCCAGUUAUGGGUGCUGGGAAAGUGUAAAUUCUUAGAUGGGCAAUACCCGAUAGUCGAUGGUAGUCAUCAAACGAUACGUUGCGUGGAUGACCAGGGUUCGAUCGUAGAUGUUGCUAGCGGCGAGAAUCAUCUGGUACUAUUGCUGGCGACAAACCGUAUAGUUUGUCUCGGAUCCAAUAAGCAUAGUCAGUGUAUAGACGAGCCUUGGCCCAUCGCUGCACAAGAUCUUUUAAAACUGGAAUCCGGUUGGACUCAUUCCGGCUUUCUAUCGCGUAGCGGCGAAGUGCGAUUGUGGGGACGGAAUAACCAUGGCCAGUUAGGACGCUCUGGGGAAGCUUCGUCUAAACCGCUUCCAUUAGAAAUACAGGAUGUGAAGGCAGUUUCCGACAUAAGCCUGGGAUCGGAGCAUGGCGUAGCUUUAUCGAGCAGCGGACAUGUGUACUGUUGGGGCUGGAACGAGCAUGGUAAUUGUGGAAUAGAAAACAUGGAGAGCAUAACGACCCCGAAAUGUGUAGAGCUACCUGUGCCGAUUUCGAAUGUUCUUUGUGGUGCUGGCUACACGCUUGCAUUCAGACGCUAACAGUAACAACGAUCAUUCACCACUUCUCCGUGCCAUAAACCAACGACAAAACGAUUCGAGAGUAAAAAUGUACAAAAUAACCCACAAUUAGCAUGCCGAAUCCUUUGGUUAUGAGCUUUUUUCAAUAUUGUCACUUUAAUGCCAAGGA